Molecule: messenger RNA, 547 nt
Organism: Paramecium sonneborni
Lineage: Eukaryota; Ciliophora; Oligohymenophorea; Peniculida; Parameciidae
Source: the annotation of a GenBank genome assembly
AUGUUAAAUAAAGAAAAUAACCUUAUAUUCUUGUAAGCUAUUUAAGAAAAAUAAUUUGAGAAAGCCUAUAAAAUAGGAUCAUAAAUUUUGAUAAAAAAUCCUAAUGAACAAAGUAUAAAAAGGUUUAUGAUAUUUUUGUAAAAUAAUCUUCAAGAUUGUAUAAUAUUUAUCUAAUUUAUGUGAACUAUUAAAGUGAAGAAGAAGAAGAUGAAGAUGAUGAUGAAGAAGAUUUCCAAGAGUAAUAAUAUGAGUAAAAAAGUAAAAAAACAAAUAAAAAACUAUAAGUAUAAUAAUAAACAAUAUGAAGAUGAAUUUCAUGAGAAUUGAUAAAACAUAAAAUAAAUUUCAACCAAAAAAAAGAUAGGAUGUCAAAAAUAAGGAAAUAAUUAUUCCAUUAAAAAAUACAAAACAAAUUUAAGAAGUCAGAAAGCUGAAACUUUCACAAAAAAUUUCAAUAAAACAAUAAUAUAAAUUAUCUGAUGCCCCAUAAAUAAAACCAGCUAUUCCCUAAAUUUCUAUUUAGUUUCCUACUUUAACAAGAAAAUGA